This is a messenger RNA of Lathyrus sativus (Indian pea), 963 nucleotides long. NCBI's taxonomy places the organism in Eukaryota, Viridiplantae, Streptophyta, Magnoliopsida, Fabales, Fabaceae. The record is from the annotation of a GenBank genome assembly.
AUGUCAGCUGUUUCUCUUUGCACCCUUUACACUCCAACUCUCCUUCCUUUCUCUAAGCCCCACAAAACCUCCGCUCCUAUAUUUUCCCAAUCCGCAAAACGAUGUCGUAUCAUCACCUCCGUUGCAGAGGAUCGUAAACAAAUUCCGGUGGUGUCAAAUGACAGAAAAGUCCUUCAGCCUUCUCCGCCUUCCAACGACAACACAGAGGUUGUUAACGACACUGAUAUCAUCACCGGACGUGCCGUCAAUGCUGCCAUCGUUUUGGGAUUUGGGGCUUUUGCUGUCACCAAAUUGCUCACCAUUGACCAUGAUUAUUGGCAUGGUUGGACACUUUAUGAGAUACUGAGGUAUGUGCCUGAGCACAAUUGGAUUGCCUAUGAACAAUCUCUGAAAGCAAAUCCAGUUUUAGCUAAAAUGGCAAUAAGCGGAGUUGUUUACUCAAUUGGAGAUUGGAUUGCACAGUGUUACGAAGGAAAGCCUAUUUUUGAGUUUGAUCGGGCGCGACUAUUCAGAUCAGGUCUUGUUGGAUUUACCCUCCAUGGAUCACUUUCUCAUUAUUACUACCAACUGUGUGAGACUCUUUUUCCUUUCCAAGAAUGGUGGGUUGUCCCUGCUAAAGUUGCUUUUGAUCAGACUGUUUGGUCGGCUAUUUGGAACAGCAUCUACUUUGUGGUUUUGGGCUUGUUGCGUUUUGACUCUUUGACUAACAUUUAUGGUGAACUCAAGGCAACAUUUGUGCCCAUGCUUACAGCAGGUUGGAAGCUUUGGCCUUUUGCCCAUUUGAUUACUUAUGGUGUUGUUCCUGUGGAACAAAGGCUUCUUUGGGUGGAUUGCAUCGAGCUCAUUUGGGUCACUAUACUUUCAACCUAUUCAAAUGAGAAAUCAGAGUCCCGAAAAUUUGAGGAAGUAUCAGAAACAAGCUCUUCAACUUCAAGCCAGAAUUCUAAGGAAUCAAACGAGUAA